ACUGACGCUCAGACCAGACAGCGCUGCGUUUGAACAGUUCACGAUGCGGUUCCACACAGUGUGGUCGUUGAUAACGCCUGCUCUUUUCGCCUCGCGGUGCUCCGCCAUUCCGGCCGAGUGGUGGUACUCCGUCAAGAUCGCCAACAGCACACUCAGCACUGGGAGACUUGUUGAACUUGUGAAGCUCAGCAAGGAAUCAUGUGUUGCACUGGCCACCCUCUCAACCUGGUGCGACUUAUUUUGCUAUCAGGAUGGCCGGUGCUUGAUCUCCGAGGUCAAGGUGGCAGGAAGCCAGGACGAUUCUUCGCUUGGCCCGACUUUCCCCUGCUGGACUAAACAUGCGUGUCUCUUCCAUGGUGUCGGAUACGAAGAGGAUGAUACUUUUGUCGAUAGAUGUCUACCCUUCAAAUGUCAGAGUCACAAUGUUAUCGUACAGUUGCCGGCUGUUUCUUCGUCCUGUAAUGAAUCCUUCACUGUUGUUCCUGGGGUGGGUUGCGUCUAUCUUCACCCUCACAAAAUGACCUGGUGUGACCCACGUGCCGUCUGCAGAGACUACGGGGGUCAGUUUGUGCCACCUGAGGACUUCCACGCUUUUAGUCAGAGGCUGGCACAUGAUGACGUUGCGUGGAUAGGAGUCAGAGGCCGGCAGUGGACUGACUGCGACGUGGCAGACGAAUCCAGAGAAGACGAAUAUGAUUUUUGGUAUGAGCAGGCGCCGGAUUCAAGCCUUGAUGGACCCUUUGAGCUGAUUUGUGAAAUUUAGCGAACGAAGUGAUAUCUACGUGUCUGUUCUUUUUUUUUUUUUUUUUGAGAGAGAGAGAGAGAGAGAGAGAGAGAGAGAAGUCCCUUGAGUCUUAAUUACUUGCUUGAUUUCGCUCCUUUUCGCUCGCUUUUCAUGUGGAUUUUUGCUUCAUUUGACGUUUUCAUGUUUUUCCCCGUUUUGCCCUUUUCCUCUGCUCCUUCUUUUCCUUAUAUUCCGUUCAUUUUUUUUUAUAGGCAUCUCUUUCUCUUCCUCUUCCUCUUUCUCUUUCGCUUUCGCUUACUUUUUGUCUUUGUCUGUCUUUCUCUUUCUCGUACUCUUUCUCUUUCUCCCUCUCCAUCUCUAUCUAUCUGUAUGUCUAUCUAUUUAUCUAUCUGUCUAUCCAUCUAUCUAUCUAUCUACCUAGUCUAUCAAUCCAAUCUAUCUAUAUAUUUAUCUAUCAUCUAUCAACUCUCUGUCAGUUUGUCUGUCUGUCCGUCUGUCUGUCUGCCUCCUUGCGUGCUUGCCUGCCUCUCUCUCUCUCUCUCUCUCUCUCUCUCUCUCUCUCUCUCUCUCUCUCUCUCUCUCUCUCUCUACACAGACACACACACACACACACACACACACACACACACACACACACACACAUACUCACUCACUCACUCACUCACUCACUCACUCACUCCAUCUAUAUAUCUAUUUAUAUAUCUAUACAUAUAUCUAUUUGUCCCUCUGUCUCUCCCUCUCUCUCUCAUUCAUGAAGGAAAUGAAUAACUAGUGUGUACUAUCAGUAUAUUUUCAAAUAAAUACAAAAUGCAAAAGUUUCGGUAAUUGAUGUUGAAACACU
Messenger RNA from Penaeus indicus, 1586 nucleotides. RefSeq lists its product as uncharacterized. The coding region runs from base 44 to 763 and encodes 239 amino acids. The transcript has 4 exons. NCBI's taxonomy places the organism in Eukaryota, Metazoa, Arthropoda, Malacostraca, Decapoda, Penaeidae. The record is from RefSeq and is a predicted model, not a curated record.